GUCUUGUGUAGCCGGGAGACGUGUUCCCUGUUUAUUAAAGUAACACUAGAGUUCACUUGUGCUGGAGCGUUUACACCUUUGUUGUUACAAUGAAAACAUCCGGAUCUGUGUAAAGCUAAGCAAAUUAUAAGACUGUUUCGUUUUAGCAUUAGCAAUGAAUACGCUGUUCGCGGUCACUUUGGUGUUUGUCGGUUGCUGCAGUAAUGUUGUGUUCCUGGAACUUUUGGUCAGGGAUUUCCCAGGAUGUGGAAAUAUUGUCACAUUUGCUCAGUUUGCCUUCAUAGCACUGGAGGGCUUCAUCUUUGAGACAAACUUUGGACGCAAAAAGCCACAAAUACCCCUCAGUAACUAUGUGAUCAUGGUGACCAUGUUUUUUACGGUCAGCGUGAUCAAUAAUUACGCCCUGAACUUUAACAUCGCCAUGCCUCUGCACAUGAUCUUCAGAUCAGGAUCUUUAAUAGCAAACAUGAUUCUCGGCAUUAUCAUCCUGAAAAAAAGAUAUUCCAUGAGUAAAUAUCUCUCCAUUGUUCUCGUGUCUGUUGGCAUUUUCAUCUGCACGAUAAUGUCUGCAAAACAAGUGAAUGUUGAGAAAGGCGGCACAGAGGAGGAUGGAGUUUAUGCCUUCAUGCAUUGGCUUCUGGGUAUCGCCAUGUUGACGUUCGCUCUGCUAAUGUCUGCAAGAAUGGGCAUUUUCCAAGAAACUCUGUACAAGAAGUAUGGCAAACACUCCAAGGAGGCUCUGUUUUACAAUCACUGUCUGCCAUUACCAGGGUUUCUCCUGCUGUCCACGAACAUUUACAAUCACGCAGUUCUCUUCAGCCAGAGCUCUCCAAUGGAGGUUCCUGUGAUUGGUCUGUCUAUGCCGGUCAUGUGGUUUUACCUGCUGAUGAACGUCAUCACCCAAUACGUGUGUAUUCGCGGCGUGUUUAUCCUGACCACUGAAUGCGCGUCGCUAACAGUCACUCUGGUUGUAACGUUGCGCAAGUUCCUGAGUCUCAUUAUUUCAAUCCUGUACUUCCAAAAUCCCUUCACAGCCUGGCAUUGGGUGGGAACGGCUGUGGUAUUUCUGGGAACGCUGCUCUACACAGAGGUUUUGUCCAGCAUUCCUGCAGCUUUUAAAGGAUAUAAAGCCGACAAGAAGGCCGAGUAAACCGUACACGAACUUUAGCUCAGUGCAGUUGGGUUUCAUUGUUGUGUCUCAUAUCAUUUUUCAUCUCUAAUUUAUUCAUUGUGAACGUAUGAGCACUUGAAGUACAAUUUUAUAGCUGUUUUUGAGCCAGGUGUGCGUGUUAAGAGCGUUCAUAUGUUCACUCGUGCAGUCCUUGACCUGUUUUCAACUCAUUUUAUGUUUAAAAUCAACAUGAUGUAUUUUUUAUUUCCGAAAGAUUCAGGACUUGCAUCUGCUUCGUAUUAAUGCUCACUACAAGUUAGUGCUAUUUAUAUAUUUACCAUUUUUAAACACAGCCAAUUUUAGGCAUUCAGAAAAUAUGUUGGCCCCACUUCCAUGUUUGUGUAUUCAGGUGAAAUAAUGCAGUAUGUAUGUGACUACAAAUAUUGUAGAUCUCAUAGUCGCUUUUAGCACAUCCGUAAGGUGAGUUUCAGGAUGAGUUUAAGCAAUACUGUAGAAAACCAGACUGCCAAUAUUAUAGAAAAUAUCUACAGAUGUUAUGUUCAUAUUAGCAAUUUUGCAUUAUUUUGCGUGAGAAAUUAUUGUUUUUAUUAUUUGUUAUAUCAGUUAACACUAGCUGAGCCCUUAUAUACUGAAGGAACUCUUUGAUUUGUAGCUCUUUUCAAUCUCAUUUGAAAUUUUUAUUGGUCUGUUGAGCUGCAGUUUAUAAUAACUAGGAUUAAUCCAUUUCUUUUCAUGUUCUAGUGAUAUAUUUUUGGCUUUAAAAGUGAUUUUGUACCUCAUUGUGACUGAGUGAUUGUUAAUAAUAACUAGGGUUUUCUGGGAGUAAUGCAUUGUUUGUUGUUUAUAUUGAAUUUGGGAGCUCACAUAGAAGCUAGUUUACGAAAACUGAUCAUGGUUCUUAUUUUUUUUUGUCCAAAAUAUAGAAUUAAAUGCAGUUAUUGUUAACUUUGUAUAAUUAUAUUACUAAUGAGCUUUCAUUGUAUGAUGUAUAUUUAAUAAUAUUAAUAGAUUAAUAUUUCAAAA
Molecule: messenger RNA, 2155 nt
Organism: Danio rerio (zebrafish)
Lineage: Eukaryota; Metazoa; Chordata; Actinopteri; Cypriniformes; Danionidae
Gene: slc35b4
Product: solute carrier family 35 member B4
Biological process (GO): UDP-xylose transmembrane transport; transmembrane transport
Cellular component (GO): Golgi membrane; endomembrane system
Source: RefSeq, marked validated